AUGACAACACCGUCACCUUCUGGUUCACAAUAUGCAAAUAUCGUAAGCGACGAGCAGUUCAUCAUUGUCCAAGUGGUCACAGGGGCGGUCAUCACUGGUAUCCUCAGUCUGUUCGGCGUGGCCUCCAACAUCAUCAACAUUGUGGUGUUUGCCAAGCAAGGCUUUCAGGACAGCAUGAAUAUCAGCCUCAUGGGUCUCGCUGUGUCUGACCUGUUCUCCCUGCUGACCACGAUGUGGCUAAGCAUCUGUGUUAACCCACUCUUCUACAACUCUGAGUUGCCUUUUCACCCUAAUGAUAUCAUGAACCUCACGGGGGGCAUACCCCAUAUUAUCUGUGUCAAAAUCGCCACUUUUAUCACCGCCUUCAUCACUUUCGAACGAUGUCUGUGUAUCGCUGUCCCUUUGAAGGUGAAGACGAUCAUCACACCGGGAAGGACAAAAACAAUUAUUAUCUCAAUCUACAUUGCCAUGUCUGCUUUGAUGAUACCCUACUGUCUUGGAAGCAGACUUGAGUGGGUUUUCGAUUUCAACAGGAAUGCUACUGUGCUAAUAACCACGUACACGGCCGAAAGAGAAAUGUUAGAAGCCAUUACUUUCCUCACCCAAGGCGUAUUUGCUACUACGUUUUCUUUCGUCUUCGUCAUCUGCUGUACCAUCGUUCUUAUCGUCAAACUCAACAGUAAAACAAAAUGGCGACAGGCGACUGCUACCAAGUCUGAUCGUGCAACGGAAGGAGUUGGGGUCAAAGAUCAAAAGGUUGUGAAAAUGGUGACCUUCAUCGCUUCCAUUUUCAUCGUUUGCGCCUUGCCUUCCACGCUCCUGUUUCUCUACAUGGUGAUUGACAUUGAUUUCCGAAUUGAUGGUUUCUAUAAAAAUAUCUAUCUAGUCAUUUGGUCUUUAGCAUUUCUAACAGAAACUGUCAACUCCAGUGUGAACAUAUUUGUGUAUCUGAAAAUGAGUUCCAAGUAUCGAGCAGUGUUUAUGAAAACAUUUUUAAACAAGAAGGAAAAAUAACUUUUUAACAACAGAAAAAAAUGUCGUCUUUUUAAUAAUAAGAAAUCGCAGUACUUUUAAGAUUAGAUCAAUUCAUGUAUA
This is a messenger RNA of Aplysia californica (California sea hare), 1095 nucleotides long. RefSeq names its product thyrotropin-releasing hormone receptor-like. Gene Ontology annotation, molecular function: G protein-coupled receptor activity. Gene Ontology annotation, biological process: G protein-coupled receptor signaling pathway. Gene Ontology annotation, cellular component: membrane. The coding region runs from base 1 to 1014 and encodes 337 amino acids. Lineage: Eukaryota; Metazoa; Mollusca; Gastropoda; Aplysiida; Aplysiidae. The transcript has 2 exons. The record is from RefSeq and is a predicted model, not a curated record.